AAUUUCAGUCCAGAAUCAGAUCAUGCAACGCGCGCUGAGGAUUCAUUUCAGACUCUUGUUUUCUUUUGUUGAGUCUGAGAGCGUACCGCGAUAACCCGAGCACUAUGCUGCAUAAGAAACCCUAACCCUAGAAAUCGUCGGCGACAGCAUAUGGACGCAAAGGACAUACUCGGCCUUCCGAAGUCUUUCCCCGGCACGCAGGAGAAGAAGCCUCGGCAGCAGAAAGAGCCUCAGAGGAAGCCCGAUGGCAUAUCACGCGAGGUUUACGCGCUUACAGGGGGAAUAGCGCCUCUCAUGCCGACGAUAGAGGUUUCUCACUUGAAGCGGCGACCGGUUGCGGAUAAGGAGAAGAUCACAUGGCAAUGGCUUCCAUUUACCAACUCUGCACGUACAGAUAACUUAAUGCUUUAUCAUUGGGUGAGGGUAGUCAAUGGGGUUCCUCCUACUGGUGAUUAUCAAUUCGCUAAGUACAACAAGUCAGUUGACGUUGUCAAAUAUACAGAUGAGGAAUAUGAAAAGUAUCUUACUGAUUCUAUGUGGACUAAGGAGGAAACUGAUCAUUUGUUUGACAUGUGUGAACGGUUUGAUCUUCGCUUUAUAGUAAUAGCUGAUAGAUUCCCUACUUCUCGAACUGUGGAGGAACUUAAGAGUCGCUACUACUCUGUAUCUCGAGCACUUUUGAUUGCUAGAGCACCAUCCGUUGCUGAUGUUGCUGGACACCCCCUUGUGAAGGAACCUUAUGAUAUGGCAUAUGAGAUGGAAAGGAAGCGUGCACUGUCUGCAGUUUUAUCUCGAACAAAACAGCAAGAGAUUAAGGAUACUGAGAUCCUUUCUGAAGCUAAACGCAUAAUGGAGUCGCGCAUUGCUAGUAAAGGUGUUGAAAAUGUUGAUCUGCCGGAUGACCACACUGAUAUUGAAAUAAUAGAGAAAGGUACCCAUGUUGAAUCUCCAUCACCAUCCUCUAACAUGCAUCCAUCAUCUACUGCUGUACCUUCGGCAGCAAUAACCGAGAAUGCUUCAACUCCAGCUUCACUACGCAUGCUUCGUGUAUACUUGAGAACACAUGCACUUGACCAAAUGGUGCAAGCAGCUAGUUCAAAUGCUGGACCUAGAACCAUCAAAAGGGUUGAGCAAACCUUGUCAGAUCUUGGGGUACACAUAAAACCAAAAGUUCCAACUAAAGCAGUAUGUGCAGAGCAUCUUGAAUUACGUAAAGAAAUACUUACACUAUUCAACCUACAGAAGCAGCUACAGAAUAAAGAGGCUGAAGCUUCUGCAACUCGUGACACUUCUUUCACUGAGGCACCUGGCACUCCUAAGCGUUCAUAUCGUGGAGAUGCAGAUCGGCCAUUUGUAUCUGAAGCAGUUGGGUUUGGAGGAGAAAGAAUGGGCAAAAGGGACCAGAAACGCAAGGCUCCUGGAAGAUUUAUGGAUGCGCCACCAUCACCACCCCAGUCUAAAAGACCAAGAAAGUUGAAGGCUUCUGAUGGCUAAUUUCUAAGCCUAGAAAACCAUAACUCUUACAUUUUCUUCUGUGUACCUGUGCCAUAAUCUAGGGAUCCUUUUUACCAUUGAUGUACUUAGAAAAUCAACUGUACUUUCUAAAUCUGUAGUAUUUAUGUUAUAACAACCUAAAAGCACCUAGCAUAAUAAGUAAAGCAUUGGAGUACUAUUAGAAAUGCA
Molecule: messenger RNA, 1683 nt
Organism: Dendrobium catenatum
Lineage: Eukaryota; Viridiplantae; Streptophyta; Magnoliopsida; Asparagales; Orchidaceae
Product: SWR1-complex protein 4
Exons: 16
Coding region: 151-1494 (447 amino acids)
Biological process (GO): chromatin remodeling; DNA repair; negative regulation of transcription by RNA polymerase II
Cellular component (GO): NuA4 histone acetyltransferase complex; Swr1 complex; nucleus
Molecular function (GO): transcription corepressor activity
Source: RefSeq, a predicted model, not a curated record